Oryza brachyantha (malo sina) is the source of this 1166-nucleotide messenger RNA. Its product is annotated as protein LURP-one-related 8-like. Lineage: Eukaryota; Viridiplantae; Streptophyta; Magnoliopsida; Poales; Poaceae. Bases 29 to 697 code for a protein of 222 amino acids. The record is from RefSeq and is a predicted model, not a curated record. The transcript has a single exon.
CUGCCAACAAGUUCCACAUAUCCAAAUUAUGGCCGCCAAGGUGCACCCCAACGUCGCCGUGCCAGAGCCUCCCUGCAUUAGCGCCGGCAUCGUUUCCCAACAACAAGAUCAAGAUCAGCCGCCGGUGGUGCUCACGGUGUGGCGCAAGUCGCUGCUCUUCAACUGCCACGGCUUCACCGUCUUCGACGCCAAGGGCAACCUCGCCUUCCGCGUCGACUGCUACGACGCCUCCUCCUCCACCACGUCCAGGCGCCCCAAGCUCGUCCUCAUGGACGUCGCCGGCAACCCACUCCUCACCAUCCGCCGCAAGAGGCUCAGCCUCAGCCUGUCCGACACCUGGGUCAUCUACGACGGCGACGGCAAGGGGGCCUCCACGCCGCUCCUCUCCGUCCGCCGCCAGCUCCGCGGCCUCCGCGCCUCCAAGGCGCUCGCGCACGUCACGCCGCUCUCCUCCUCCCUGCCGCGGCCCGAGGCCUACGUGGUGGAGGGCUCCUACGGGCGCCGGGCCUGCGCGGUGCGCGACGCGCGCGGGGACGCCGUGGCGGAGGUCAGGCGGAAGGAAUCGGUCGGGGACGACGUGUUCCGCCUGGUGGCGGAGCCACGCCUCGGCGCGCCGCUCGCCAUGGCCAUCGUCAUCGCCAUCGACGAGAUGUUCCGCGGCGGCAGCUCGAUUCUGCGGAGGACAUGCUCCGCCUAGCUACUCCAUCUCCAAAAAAAUCGAUUCUUUCUUUCCUCUCCUUGGUGUACAGUACAAAGUAGAAACUACAGAAACUUCACCUCUGCCUCCUUGGACCUGGAAUCAAGGGGAUCAAAAGCUGGAGGCCCCACCUGUCAGCCUCAGUGGCAGUUGAUCCAACCAUCCUGUAGUAGCUGAGCUAGAUUCAGGGCACUGAACACCCAAACAAAGAACAGAGGGAAAUAUGACAAACUUGUCCUAGAUGUUUCUCUACUAGUAGAGAAUAUAUCUAGCUAGCUGAUGGUUAGUAAGUACUUAAGCAUCAUGAAAAUCCAUUCUGAUAAUAGGAAGGUAGGAUUAAUUGAUACAUGCUUCUGAAUGAAAGUAGGAAAGCAGAAGCACAUACAACAAGGGGGAUUGUAUUUGUUGUUCCCCGGAUGUUACAAAAUAGUAUUAUCUGGAGCAAUGAAACUGCUUCUAUUUAUCAUUC